Lontra canadensis (Northern American river otter) is the source of this 1748-nucleotide messenger RNA. RefSeq names its product DNA methyltransferase 1 associated protein 1 (gene DMAP1). Gene Ontology annotation, biological process: chromatin remodeling; negative regulation of transcription by RNA polymerase II; DNA repair. The record is from RefSeq and is a predicted model, not a curated record. The transcript is spliced from 10 exons. Gene Ontology annotation, cellular component: Swr1 complex; NuA4 histone acetyltransferase complex; nucleus. The coding region runs from base 293 to 1696 and encodes 467 amino acids. Gene Ontology annotation, molecular function: transcription corepressor activity. NCBI's taxonomy places the organism in Eukaryota, Metazoa, Chordata, Mammalia, Carnivora, Mustelidae.
GCACGACCGGAAGUUUCUGUCCGCGGCUUUGCGGGGAUAGGGGAGCGGUAGACCCCGCAGUCAGAAUCCAGGUGCCGAGGCGCUGGGGUUUAGGAGGCAGACGGGGCAGUUAGGGAGACCCAAACGGUGGGAGACAGGCCUAACCCCGACCACAUCUGGACUGCCCUCCUCGUAGCGGUCUGCCUCUUCACCCCGCCUCAGUUGGGGCUGAAGUGGCUCCGCCCCCCGGCCUGAGCCUGGUCCCUUCUCAGGCAUUGACCCUUGACCUCGGGGCGCUCCCCCAUCGGGCGCGAUGGCCACAGGCGCGGAUGUGCGGGACAUACUAGAACUCGGAGGUCCAGAGGGGGAUGCAGCUUCCGGGACCAUCAGCAAAAAGGACAUUAUCAACCCAGACAAGAAAAAGUCCAAGAAGUCCUCCGAGACAUUGACCUUCAAGAGGCCCGAGGGCAUGCACCGAGAGGUCUAUGCACUGCUCUACUCUGACAAGAAGGAUGCACCCCCACUGCUACCCAGUGACACUGGUCAAGGCUACCGCACAGUGAAAGCCAAGUUAGGCUCCAAGAAGGUGCGGCCCUGGAAGUGGAUGCCGUUCACCAACCCAGCCCGUAAGGAUGGAGCUAUGUUCUUCCACUGGCGACGGGCAGCUGAGGAGGGCAAGGACUACCCCUUCGCCAGGUUCAAUAAGACUGUGCAGGUUCCUGUGUACUCAGAGCAGGAGUACCAGCUGUACCUCCACGACGACGCCUGGACUAAGGCAGAGACGGACCAUCUCUUUGAUCUCAGCCGCCGCUUUGACUUACGUUUUGUAGUAAUCCACGACCGCUAUGACCACCAGCAGUUCAAGAAGCGUUCUGUGGAGGACUUGAAGGAGCGGUACUAUCACAUCUGUGCCAAGCUUGCCAAUGUGCGGGCUGUGCCAGGCACAGACCUCAAGAUACCGGUGUUUGAUGCUGGGCACGAGCGGCGGCGGAAGGAGCAGCUGGAGCGUCUCUACAACCGGACCCCGGAGCAGGUAGCAGAGGAGGAGUAUCUGCUGCAGGAGCUGCGCAAGAUUGAGGCCAGGAAGAAGGAGCGGGAGAAGCGCAGCCAGGACCUGCAGAAGCUGAUAACGGCGGCUGACACCACCGCAGAGCAGCGCCGCACCGAGCGCAAGGCCCCCAAGAAGAAGCUACCCCAGAAAAAGGAGGCGGAGAAGCCGGCUGUUCCCGAGACUGCAGGCAUCAAGUUCCCAGACUUCAAGUCUGCCGGUGUUACCCUGCGGAGCCAGCGGAUGAAGCUGCCAAGCUCCGUGGGACAGAAGAAGAUCAAGGCCCUGGAGCAGAUGCUGCUGGAGCUUGGUGUGGAGCUGAGCCCGACGCCCACGGAGGAGCUGGUGCACAUGUUCAACGAGCUGCGGAGUGACCUGGUGCUACUCUACGAGCUCAAGCAGGCCUGCGCCAACUGCGAGUACGAGCUACAGAUGCUGCGGCACCGGCACGAGGCCCUGGCCCGGGCCGGUGUGCUUGGCCCUGCCACGCCAGCGUCCGGCCCAGCUCCAGCCUCUGCGGAGCCGGCAGUGCCUGACCCCGGUCUCGGCCCCGACCCCACCAAGGACACCAUCAUUGAUGUGGUGGGCGCGCCCCUCACGCCCAAUUCGAGGAAGCGACGGGAAUCAGCCUCCAGUUCCUCUUCUGUGAAGAAAGCCAAGAAGCCAUGAGAGGCCACAGUGGGUGCGGGUGCUGCUGUGUAAAUAGAGCUGCUGAGUCGGA